GACUGCACAAUGCCUGUUCUUUACAUAAAAACACGUGUGCCUUCAAGAUUUUGUCGAAAACGUAAUGUGCUUUUCAUAAAAUUUGUAAAAUAAAAAGUGGAUUAAUAAUUAUUAGAAAUGGCUGAUCAAGUAUUCCAUCGGCCAGGGCCGUUGAAACAAACCAAUAAGCCCCAUAAAACGGGAAGACAUCGUUCCAAAGGGGCAAUUGAUAACGCUAUGAAAGGUAAAAUGGCUAAAAUGACCAUAUCGCAUAAGCACAGGCAAAUACAGCGAAGGGAACAAAGGCGUAAUCAAAUGAAUCAGUUACGCAAAGCCAAACGUGAGGAAGCUUUAGCGACCAAACGUCAAUUAGGUGGACAAAACACAGCGCCUUUUUUAGUCUGCAUAUUGCCUAUGCAUUUACAAAUUGAUCCCAAAUCAGCUUUAACUAUUUUGGGGAAUUGUGAUGAGGAGGCGUUGGUGGAACGUACGUCUACUGGUGUUACAUAUGUAAAUAUUCCGCGUUUCAAGCAACGUUUUGCAUUUAUUAUACCUCCCGUGGGAAGAGGCAAUGAGCUAGCUAUAUUAGAUUAUUUGAAAGUGUGUGACACUACGUUAAUGUUGACUUCGGCAGCAAUGGGGGAAAAUGAAGUCUUCGACAAAUGGGGACACCGUAUGUACAAUAUGAUGACCGCUCAAGGUAUACCCACACCCAUAGCAGCAUUAAUGGAUCUGGAAUCGUUAAACCCGAAAGCGCGUAUUCCAGCUAAAGCAGCUGCGCAAAAAUUUAUGUCAAAAUUACUGCCUAAGGAGAAAAUUUUACAAUUGGAUACUAACGCCGAUGGCUUGAAUAUUUUACGUCGUAUUGGUGGACAGAAAAAAAAUGUCCUUCAUAAUCGUAACAAUCGCUCACACCUUCUUGGAGAUCAUGUGGAAUUCAUAGACAAUACAGAAUCUUCAGACCAAACGGCUGAGUUAAGAAUUACCGGAUUCUUACGGGGUCUACCUUUGGACGUUAAUGGCUUAGUACAUAUUGUCGGGUUAGGUGAUUUUCAAAUGUCAAAAAUCGUAGCUACUACGGAUCCGUACAAAUUUGAAAAACGCCUUGAAAAACAUGUCUGCAUCGUUGCCAAAGCUGACGCUUCGAAGCAAACUUCUCUGCAAAGUGAGAAUAUACCUGAUCCCAUGGAUUGCGAGCAAACUUGGCCUACGGAAGAAGAAAUUCAAGAAGCCGAAAAAGAAGUCAAAAAAAUGAAAUUAAUUAAACGGGUGCCUAAAGGUUACAGUGAGUAUCAAACAGCUUGGAUUCCCGAUGUCGAAUCUAUAGAAGAGGAGAGAGAAUGUUCUGACGAUGAUGUAGACGGAGAAAUUGAGAGAAUGGAUAGUGAAGAUGACGAAUUUAUGUCUUGUGAUGAUAACUCAUUCGGCGACGAAUCCGAAAAGCCAGAUUCGAAUACUGAAGAAUACGUUGAUUCCACUUCUGUAUCAGAUGCAGCCGUAAACGAUGAGAAAUAUGAUUUAGAAAUGGAUUUUCAAGAAGAACGUGAAACUUUGAAUAAAAUUAAGGGGGCUAGAGCUGAUCAUUUGUGGCCGGAUGAAAUUGACACGCCGUUGGAUAUACCAGCUUGUACAAGAUUUCAGAAAUUCAGGGGCUUGGAAUCGUUUAGAACUUCGCCGUGGGAUCCGAAAGAAAAUUUGCCGAGUGACUAUGCUCGCAUUUAUCAAUUUCAGAACUUUGAUCGUACAAAAAGGCGUAUUUUAUCGGAAAGUAAAGAAAUUAGUGGAGCUAUGCCUGGGUGGUACAUUACUAUUUACAUACGUAAUGUUUGCAAGGACAAAUGGGAAUUAUUUAAAUCCGGCCGACAGACGGACAAUGUAGUUGUGUACGGCCUUUUGCAACAUGAACACAAAAUGUCGGUUAUGAAUGUCGUGUUAAAACGUACACCUGACUCGGAAGUCCCCAUCAAAUCCAAAGAAAGAUUAAUAAUGCAAUGCGGCUAUCGUAGAUUUAUUGUUAAUCCAAUCUUUAGUCAACAUACUAAUGGGAACAAACAUAAGUUUGAGCGGUAUUUCCGACCUCAUACAACAAUAUGUGCCACAUUUUACGCCCCCAUACAAUUUCCUCCAGCACCGAUACUGGCUUUCAAAAUUAAUCCCGAUUCAACACUGGCACUCGUGGCGCGUGGUUGUUUAUUGUCUUGUAAUCCGGAUCGCAUUAUCUUGAAGCGCGUAGCUUUAAGUGGAGUUCCUAUGCGUAUUAAUCGUAAAUCAGCUACCAUAAGGUAUAUGUUCUUCAACAAAGAGGAUGUAGAAUACUUUAAACCAGUUAAACUACGAACAAAAUGUGGUCGUGUAGGUCACAUUAAAGAAUCCUUGGGUACACAUGGUCAUAUGAAAUGCGUAUUCGACGGGCAAUUGCGCUCAUAUGACACAGUUUUUAUGUAUCUUUAUAAAAGAGUUUAUCCUAAAUGGACCUAUAAUGAUUGUCUAAUAAGUUGCGAAGAGGAUAAAAACGAGCAAAUGCAGAAAUGAUUAAUUUACUUUAAAUUAAUGUUUAAAACAGCAACAAAUUUUUAUUCUUAUUAAUACUGA
Molecule: messenger RNA, 2571 nt
Organism: Glossina fuscipes
Lineage: Eukaryota; Metazoa; Arthropoda; Insecta; Diptera; Glossinidae
Gene: Tsr1
Product: pre-rRNA-processing protein TSR1 homolog
Exons: 7
Coding region: 118-2511 (797 amino acids)
Biological process (GO): endonucleolytic cleavage of tricistronic rRNA transcript (SSU-rRNA, 5.8S rRNA, LSU-rRNA); ribosome biogenesis; maturation of SSU-rRNA from tricistronic rRNA transcript (SSU-rRNA, 5.8S rRNA, LSU-rRNA)
Cellular component (GO): preribosome, small subunit precursor; nucleus
Molecular function (GO): U3 snoRNA binding; GTP binding; GTPase activity
Source: RefSeq, a predicted model, not a curated record